AUGCCCUCGAGGGCCGAAUGGAGAGAGUCCAACUCCGACUCCGAUUCCGAGUUCGAGUUCGAGUCCAGAAGUUGCAUUCAUGCGGGCCUCCAGAGUCGACGACGAUGCGACGAUAAUGGAAAAUUGAGGGAGCGACAGAGGGACGACGACGAACUGCAUCCGGAAAAAUUACAGCAGCAGCAACAGCAGCAACAGCAGCAGAAGGAGCUGCAGCAACCGCAGCAGCAGCAGCAACAGCAACAGCAGCAACAGCAGCAGCAGCAACAGCAGCAGCAGCAACAUCAGUGCAAACAGCAGCAGCAACAACAGCAGCAAAAACAAACGCCGCAACAACAGCAGCAACAACAACAGCAGCAGCAACAGCAGCAGCAACAACAACAAUAUGUACAUAUAUACAUAUGUAUGUAG
Drosophila teissieri is the source of this 408-nucleotide messenger RNA. RefSeq names its product ataxin-8-like. The record is from RefSeq and is a predicted model, not a curated record. The transcript has 6 exons. Bases 1 to 408 code for a protein of 135 amino acids. Lineage: Eukaryota; Metazoa; Arthropoda; Insecta; Diptera; Drosophilidae.